CCUAAAGUUCUUUCUCUGAGCUGAUUGGUGUGGCCCCAAGUUCAGAGUCCCAGAGCCUCCUCCUGGCUGGAGUUGUGGAGAGGGCGGGGAGGUAGAUAAAAGGCAAGACAGCGGGAGGUGGGAAGACACGAGUGUCAACCCUUCACCCAGGACCCGAGCACCCGGGACCCUGAACCCACAGCGCACUUGCACCGGCUCGACCGCGCUCCUGACCCGCAGCCCUCGCCAACCCUACGGAUCCUAGCCACCGCCAGCCUAGGUGGUCGUCAGGAUGAAGGCAGCCCGCUUCGUUAUGCGCCGCGCCAGCUCCCUGAGCAGCGCCGGCCUGGUCCCCAGGGAGGUCGAGCUGUUCUCCCGCUACAGCCCAUCCCCGCUGUCCAUGAAGCAGCUGCUGGACUUUGGUUCAGAAAAUGCCUGUGAAAGAACUUCUUUUUCUUUUCUGAGGCAAGAAUUGCCCGUCAGACUAGCCAAUAUCCUGAAGGAGAUUGAUAUCCUCCCUGACCGGCUAGUGAAUACCUCUUCCGUGCAGCUGGUGAAGAGCUGGUACAUCCAGAGCCUGAUGGAUUUGGUGGAGUUCCAUGAGAAGAGCCCAGAAGACCAGAAAACUCUAUCAGACUUUGUAGACACGCUGGUCAAAGUUCGAAACAGACAUCAUAAUGUGGUCCCUACGAUGGCUCAAGGGAUCCUUGAGUAUAAAGACACCUGUACCGUGGACCCCGUUACCAAUCAAAACCUUCAGUAUUUUUUGGACCGGUUUUACAUGAACCGCAUUUCUACUCGGAUGCUUAUGAACCAGCACAUCCUCAUAUUCAGUGACUCAAAGACAGGAAACCCAAGCCACAUUGGAAGUAUUGACCCAAAUUGUGAUGUGGUAGCAGUAGUCCAAGAUGCCUUUGAGUGUGCAAAGAUGCUCUGCGAUCAGUAUUAUCUAACAUCGCCAGAAUUAAAGCUCACACAAGUGAAUGGAAAAUUUCCAGGCCAACCAAUCCACAUUGUGUACGUUCCUUCACACCUUCACCACAUGCUCUUUGAACUCUUCAAGAAUGCCAUGAGGGCCACGGUUGAGCAUCAAGAAAACCGCCCUUCCCUGACCCCAGUCGAGGCCACUGUCGUUUUGGGAAAAGAAGACCUUACAAUCAAGAUUUCUGACCGAGGAGGCGGUGUUCCUCUGAGGAUUACUGACCGCCUCUUUAGUUACACCUACUCCACUGCUCCAACGCCUGUGAUGGACAAUUCCCGGAAUGCCCCUUUGGCUGGUUUUGGUUACGGCUUGCCAAUUUCUCGUCUCUACGCCAAGUAUUUUCAAGGAGAUCUGAAUCUCUACUCUAUGUCAGGUUAUGGGACGGAUGCUAUCAUCUACUUAAAGGCUUUAUCUUCUGAGUCUGUAGAAAAACUCCCUGUCUUUAACAAGUCAGCCUUCAAACAUUACCAGAUGAGUUCCGAAGCUGAUGACUGGUGUAUCCCAAGCAGGGAACCAAAGAACCUGGCAAAGGAGAAGCUGGCAGUGUGAGGAGAAACAUGCCUGGCACUUUACGGGAUCAAAGUGGGUCUAUGGCAGUGCUGCUUCGUGAAUGUGUGUGGACUCUCGUUUCCGCAAAACAAAGCAAAGCAAAACCAAGCCAGCAAAAAAUCAAACGCUAGAACAGACAUUGAUCCGAUGAGGGACGGAGCUUGGUUGGGUGACCUGGAGAAGUCCGGGCAGGGCUCCAGUAGAUAACAUGUGUCCUGCUUCUCAUCGGGCAAUGCAGAAUGACUCGUGACUAUUCCAAAUACUGAAAAGAAGUCUGCCUCUGAGUUACAGCUCUUUCUCAACAAGUACAGAAUUUGAGGUUUGCAGUCUCUGCAGCUGGAUGUUUGAGGGUUCUUGCUACCAUCCAUAUAUAUUGGUGUUUAGUGAACAUCAGUUGUCAGUGUUUUCCUGCCAUGCAAAGAUUGGAGCAUUGGCAGAAAUGUGUGUAAAUGUACAUUUUAUAGGUGUUGCUAGGCUCUGGAAAGGACAGGAUGGGAGGAAUCAAAGCAUUUUAUUGAGCUUGCGGCUAAGCAUUGCGGCCUAUGUGAAAACUGAAAAGAAAAUCUUCUCUGUCGAGGCCGCUCCAGUAACAUGCAGCUUUUCCUGUUUGGCCUGCACUCAAAAAGCCAGUCCCCUUUGGCUGGUGCCUAGUCUUGGGUGAAAUGUUGGGUUUGAAAGGGAGAUAAAUUGCCAAAAUGAUCCAAGGAUUGUGUAUGUGGAGAAUACAUAUUAGAGAAAGAAAUAGCAUGCUCACACUUCUUACUGUGAAGAAAUGAGAGUAAACUUUCUUUAACUGGAAGUAGUGAAAAAUCCAAGGUCAUCUACUUGCUACUCUUAAAAAAAAAAGAUGUGAGUUUUAUAUUUUAAUUGUGCUGUCUACACUCUAACAUUAACAUAUCUGUUCAAAAUUUUCUAGUUGCCAAUUGGCUUGAGAGUGUUAAAAUUUAAAUCCUUCUUGGAGUAUCUUUUGUGAGAGUAGUCUGGAAGUAAAAUGUUCUCAUAUCAGGAUGAUGUCAUUUGUGAAGCAUGGGGACAUCAAGAACUAAUGAUGUGCCUGAGGCUUGCUUGGAAGGUCGAAGGUGUAAUUGUCAGCAGGAAGUCAUCCAUGUAGAUCACUCUUAGGAAAGAAAGAAAAAAUGAGGAACAAGGGAAGGAAUGGAGAGAGAGAAGAAAGGAAGAAAGUAGAAGGCAGGCAUCUUCUUAUUUCCCCACAAGCUAAUCCUAGGAAUCCUCUGUCCUUUUCCCGGGUAGGGAUGAGGAUGAAUUGAAGCAGUAUGGCUUCUUCAGUGGGUCUCCCUUUUACAAGUUAAGGUGAAAUAAUAAAUUAAUUUGUGUCAAAUUAAUGUUAAAACUUUUUUCUGCAUUGUAAUAUUAUCAGUCCUGUGUGUCAGUUGAGUUUGAAAUUUGUAUUUCAUUUCACAGUGACCUGGAGCCGAGGUGCUUCUGGUUGUAGCAACAGGAGCCACAACGAUUUUUUUUUUCCAUUGCAGAUGUUACCCUUAAAAGUUCUGGGCAGUAACUUUGACAGCAGGACUUUGACUCCCACAUUGCUUGAUCACACAAAACUGUCAGCAUGUGGGUUAUUUGAUGAUGUAUCAUUGUUGUGGUUUGGUUGUUGGAUGUUUCCAUUGAAAUUUCAGUUACAUGUUUGUGCACAUGAAUACUUGUGUUUACCAAAGAUCUAAGGCAUUUGGUUAGUUUGCCCAAAUACCAUGAGUUGUGUGUAAAUUAAUAGAGAAAAGCUUUAGGAUCUCAAUAGCAUCAACUGUGUAAAUUAAAUCAAAAUAAUGUUCCCUAUUAUUUAUGAACCCAUGGGAGACUUUAAACUCUACUAGAUGGAUGCUAAAUGCCCAGGCCCACUUAACUUAUUAAUGUGUGAAUUACAUUUAUGUUUUUAGUUUAUAUGCAGAGAAUUGUGAUAAUUUUAUAAUAAAUAUUUUUAUUAUAGUAGUAA
Mastomys coucha (southern multimammate mouse) is the source of this 3464-nucleotide messenger RNA. RefSeq names its product pyruvate dehydrogenase kinase 4 (gene Pdk4). Gene Ontology annotation, biological process: regulation of glucose metabolic process; protein phosphorylation. The transcript has 11 exons. Gene Ontology annotation, cellular component: mitochondrion. NCBI's taxonomy places the organism in Eukaryota, Metazoa, Chordata, Mammalia, Rodentia, Muridae. Gene Ontology annotation, molecular function: pyruvate dehydrogenase (acetyl-transferring) kinase activity. Bases 272 to 1510 code for a protein of 412 amino acids. The record is from RefSeq and is a predicted model, not a curated record.